AUGUCAAGAUUAUCUUGGAUGACAAAUUUAAAGAUUUCUGACGAUGAAUUACAAUCCUCCUAUCGUCGCUCUUCUAUCAUUGGGACCAUUGGCCCAAAGACAAACUCUGUCGAAAUGAUCACAAAGUUGAGAAAAGCGGGUUUAAAUAUUGUUAGAAUGAAUUUUUCUCAUGGUUCUUAUGACUACCAUGCAAGUGUGAUAAACAAUGCAAGAAAAUCAGAACAAAUAUUCCCUGGAAGACCAUUGGGUAUUGCUUUAGAUACAAAAGGUCCUGAAAUUAGAAGUGGUACAACUUUAGAUGACAAAGAAUACCCUAUUCCUCCUAAUCAUGAAAUGAUCUUUACAACUAACGACGAUUAUAUAUAUUCUUCAGAUGACAAAACCAUGUAUAUUGAUUAUAAAAAUAUCACAAAGGUCAUCAAGCCCGGGAAAAUCAUUUAUGUCGAUGAUGGUGUAUUAUCUUUUGAAGUAUUAGAAGUUUUGGACAAUCAAAAUUUAAAAGUCAUUUCAAUCAACGCUGGUAAAAUUUGCUCUCAUAAAGGUAUCAAUUUGCCUGGAACAGACGUCGACUUACCUGCCUUAUCUGAAAAGGACAAACAGGAUUUGAGAUUUGGUGUUGAUAAUAACGUCCACAUGGUCUUUGCCUCUUUCAUUAGAACUGCCCAGGAUGUUUUAGAUAUUAGAGAUGUUUUAGGUCAAGACGGUAAAAAUAUUCAAAUCAUCGUUAAAAUAGAAUCUCAACAAGGUGUCGACAACUUUGAUGAAAUUUUAAAAGUAACUGAUGGUGUCAUGGUUGCAAGAGGUGAUUUAGGUAUUGAAAUCCCUGCUCCUGAAGUCUUUUUGGUUCAAAAAAAACUAAUAGCGAAAUGCAAUUUGGCUGGAAAACCCGUCAUUUGCGCUACUCAAAUGUUGGAAUCAAUGACCUAUAACCCAAGACCAACAAGAGCUGAGGUCUCUGAUGUCGCUAAUGCUAUUUUAGAUGGUGCCGAUUGUGUCAUGUUAUCCGGUGAAACUGCAAAAGGUAACUAUCCAAUUGAGGCUGUCACAAUGAUGCAUAACACUGCCUUAUUAGCUGAACAAACAAUUCCUUAUCCAGCCUUGUUUAACGAUAUUAGAGAUGAAACAAAAAAACCAACAGAAACUGUCGAAACAAUUGCUUGUGCUGCUGUUGCCGCUUCUUAUGAACAAAACGCAAAAGCUAUUGUUGUUUUAUCAACAUCUGGUACAACUGCAAGACUAGUAUCCAAAUACAGACCUAUUUGCCCAAUCAUUAUGAUUACAAGAAACCCCAAAUCCGCAAGAUAUGCUCAUUUGUAUAGAGGUGUUUAUCCAUUCGUCUAUUCUGAAGAUAGAUUAGAUGAUUGGCAAUCUGAUGUUGAAUUAAGAUUGCAAACUGCCAUCGCUGAUGCUGCUAUGCUAAAAAUUAUUAAAAAGGGUGAUACCAUAAUUGCAAUUCAAGGUUGGACUAGAGGUCUUGGUCAUUCAAACACAAUGAGAAUUUUAUCUGCCUAA
Ascoidea rubescens DSM 1968 is the source of this 1512-nucleotide messenger RNA. Its product is annotated as pyruvate kinase. The transcript has a single exon. The coding region runs from base 1 to 1512 and encodes 503 amino acids. The record is from RefSeq and is a predicted model, not a curated record. Lineage: Eukaryota; Fungi; Ascomycota; Saccharomycetes; Ascoideales; Ascoideaceae. Gene Ontology annotation, molecular function: magnesium ion binding; pyruvate kinase activity; potassium ion binding. Gene Ontology annotation, cellular component: cytoplasm. Gene Ontology annotation, biological process: glycolytic process.